AUGGCGCCACCAUGCGCAGACCCGCGGCAGGUCAUCAUCGCUUUGAAUCCUGCUAGGCGAAAGGCAUUAUUGGCCCUUGUUCAAGAUAUCAUCUCCUACAUGAUCUCUGAGCUUGAGACUCACCCGGACGAGCUUGGAUCCAUUGCUCCUGACGAUGAAGGCAACAAAUAUGAUGAAACGCCGCGCUCGGACUCUCCGGACAAGGCGGGCAGCUCGGUAUCUCAAAGCGACAAGUCUCAGAGCUUACCACAGCCAAGAGUCAAGACCACCAGGCAAGCCGAGAAAUCCUUAAGAGCGGCAUUGACAUACACUCUGGAAUGGAGGGACGAAGCCGUAUCCAAGCUCGAGGAGAUUGUGAACGUGGAAGAUACCCAGAAGAUUGUGGCUGAGAGGAAGACCCGGCGUGAGAUGUUGGACAAGAAGCAACUCGAGAUGCCCAACGAUCGACAGCUCCUCGAUAUAGACGGAGAACCGGUAGAUGAGACUGAGGAUGUCUCCAUGCUGCAAUCAGCAUACAAACCGAUACCCACUAGGCUGACAACCAUCCCGGUUGAGGAUCGAGAGGAGGCGCUUGCAUGUGUGCUGCUGUUGCUCCUAUCUACUGGGAAGUAUUCUGCCCAUUCUCGUGCUCUAGUCCUUUACUUGGCGUCAUCUUUGGAGUUGUCUAGCACAUUCCUUAACAAGACUGAAGCGGAGAUCGCCAUGUCUCUCAUGGAAUCUUCUACGGCCAACAAUGACCAGAAAGAAGCAAUGUCAGCCGAUGCCGAAGCCGCUAAACGUCGACAACAGAACAAAGUCAGCCGCUUUUGGAAAGUUGGGCUGGCAUCUGUAGCUGGUGCUGCAGUGAUCGGAGUCACGGGAGGCCUGGCCGCUCCUCUUGUUGCUGGAGCCAUUGGAAGUGUACUUGGAGGAGUUGGCUUGGGAGGUGUUGCGAGCUUUCUCGGUAUAUUUUGGAUGAAUGGAGCUUUAGUAGGGACUUUGUUUGGAGCUUAUGGCGCUAAGAUGACUGGUGAAAUGAUGGACAAUUACGCAAAAGAGGUGGAAGACUUCCGCUUCCUUCCUCUUAAGGAAGAAGUUACCACUGAUGUCCCUGAGAAUCUGACUAAAGAGCAAAAAAAACAACGUCGUCUGCGUGUUACCAUCGGAAUCAAUGGCUGGCUCAACUCAGAAGACGACAUCAAGAAACCUUGGCGCAUUCUCAGCACUGAUACAGAAGUUUUCGCCCUGCGCUAUGAGAUGAAGGUUCUUCUUAGUUUGGGAACCGCACUGAAUGACCUUGUCCGCUCCUUUGCCUGGACCGCGUUCAAGGCUGAAGUCAUUAAGCGAACUGUUCUCGCGACCCUUUGGGCUGCUCUCUGGCCAAUCCAGGUUUUAGCUGUUGCUUCUAACGUGGACAAUCCUUUCAACCGAGCGAAUAACCGAUCUAGAAAGGCCGGGCAGCUUCUUGCUGACGCACUCAUCAACAAGGUUCAAGGUGAAAGACCCGUCACACUUAUGGGCUAUUCGCUUGGUGCCACCACGAUCCAUGCUUGUUUGCAAUCCCUGGCUGAGCGCCACGCCUUUGGUCUGGUCGAUACAGUCGUCAUCAUCGGCACCCCAGCUCCUUCUGAUCCAGCCCAUUGGCGGGCCAUCCGACCUGUGGUGUCUGGGAAGAUCUUCAACGUUUAUUCAGAGAACGAUAUGGUCCUGGGUUUUGUCUACCGUAUGCACAGCCUCGCACUUGGAGUCGCGGGUCUGCAGCCAAUCAAAGAUGUCCACGGCAUUGUGAACGUGGACUUGAGUGAGAGCGUUAGCGGCCAUCUUCGGUAUCCUUCUCUUACGGGCGAGAUUCUACGCAAAUGUGGCUUCGUCAACGUCAAGGCUGGAAAGGACAUCGAAAGAGACGAUGUCAUCCAGAUAAAAGAUAAAGAAGAAGACCUCAUUGACUUUGGAGAUGGUCUUAGUAAUAAGGUCCAUGAUGGAGAUAGGUCUGCCGAAUCUCUUCAUGGCCUGACAAUUACGCCUCCAGCUCUUAUGUCACACACCGAGCCCGCCAAUCCACCUCUUCCGAAGCGGCCAACUAAUGAUCUCGAAGUCGACAGCCCGCGUCUCCCUCCGCGGAAAACCGAACGCCAGACAGCACCACUGCAGCAAUUGACAAUUCCCCGACGCCCGGUUCCGACAACGACGGUGUCAACGAUGGUGGAGGAACCGGCUAGCCCAGCAACGCCGCUCACCCCGCAGUACGAUUCUGAUGAUGGGCACCACAUGUCUAUCACGAUGGUGAAUAGAGAUGAGGAUGAUGACUAA
Messenger RNA from Trichoderma breve, 2289 nucleotides. RefSeq lists its product as uncharacterized. The transcript has 3 exons. The record is from RefSeq and is a predicted model, not a curated record. NCBI's taxonomy places the organism in Eukaryota, Fungi, Ascomycota, Sordariomycetes, Hypocreales, Hypocreaceae. The coding region runs from base 1 to 2289 and encodes 762 amino acids.